CUCUAUUUUUAUCCCCAUAUAUAUACCUCCUUUUCCUUCCGUUCACUGCCUCUCAACACAAAUCAAGACUCACUGUGAAGAAUUCCUAAUAAAAGUUCUACAGUGAGUAAGCAAAUUUUGCCAAUGGGCGAGAAAGGAGGAGAUGGACGAAAGAAGGGCGGUGCGGUUGCCGUCGUCAACAUGGCCAAGACUAGGAAAAGGGUGGAGGAGAAGACUAGCAAGCAGAAUACACAGAUAAUUACCAAAGAAGUGUACCAUCCGGCGGUCGUCAGCAUGGUCACUAGGAAGAAGGUGGAGGAGAAGACUAGCAAGCAGAGUACACAGAUAAUUACCAAAGAAGGGUACCGUGCGGCGGUCGUCAGCAUAGUCAAGACUAGGAAGAAGGUGGAGGAGAAGACUAGCAAGCAGGGUACUCAGGUACUUAUUGUUAAGGAGAAACUCGAGAGGAUCGCUGAGAUUGUUCCGGUGAAGAAGGAGGCUUUUAUUGCCACGAUCAAGUUCAAGUAGACUUCACUUAAACCACUUUCGGUUUCCCCGCCUUGUUGAACUCUGGGUUUACUUUGUGAGUCUUUCCGUUUCUCUGUGUUUGUUUAGUUUGGUUUUGCUUUGUGUUUGGUUUUGUUCUUCUUUUGUUACAAUAAAUAGGCGGUUGGUUCUUUUCAUAAUAAAAAAAACCACUUUCGGUUGGUA
This is a messenger RNA of Dioscorea cayenensis subsp. rotundata (Guinea yam), 690 nucleotides long. RefSeq lists its product as uncharacterized. Bases 124 to 507 code for a protein of 127 amino acids. Lineage: Eukaryota; Viridiplantae; Streptophyta; Magnoliopsida; Dioscoreales; Dioscoreaceae. The transcript has 2 exons. The record is from RefSeq and is a predicted model, not a curated record.